Messenger RNA from Didymodactylos carnosus, 783 nucleotides. NCBI's taxonomy places the organism in Eukaryota, Metazoa, Rotifera, Eurotatoria, Philodinida, Philodinidae. The record is from the annotation of a GenBank genome assembly.
AUGCAUGAUAAUGAUGAGGGAUCACUUUCCAAUGGAAUUUCACAUUCUCAAGCGUAUGCCGAAGAAGAAGAAGAAGAAAAAAAAAUGAUGCACAAUUUAAGUCGUCAAACAGGUUUUGAUUUACGUUCAAUGAUUCGCACUAUUAAGGAAACGAAAUCGUAUGAUACAGAACAGCGGCGUGAAAUUGUUCGCCUGUUAUCAAAACAAAUUCAUCUUGCAUUAGAAUAUCAAACGACAAUGGCCAAACGUCGUCGUUGCUGUUCUUUCUAUCGGCAUUAUUUAUGUGCACUCUACUUUUGUACGAAAUUAGCUUAUUUAUUAAAUGUUACUGGGCAGUUUUAUCUUCUAAACAUAUUUCUCUCAUUUUCAUUCUCAAAACUCGGUAUCGACUGGUUAAACAAUCGGCAUUCUAGUAGUGCAGACACGAGUGAGACAUUUGACACAGCACCGUUUCCUCGAGUGGUUCUCUGUGACUUUAUGAUACGACAGUUGGGUUCAAAUAAUCACUGCGUACGUCGCUUGUAUGUUAAAAGAUAUUUACAAAUCGCCAAUCGUUACGGGAUCAAAAGUGACUUGCGCAAUGAUAAAUAUAUGCUAGAUCAAUUUGUUUAUGAUUAUUUGAAAUUCGAUGGGGUAAUAGUAAUCAAAAUACUCGGAAAAAAUACAAAUGAUGUUGUUAUGACAGAAUUAAUAGCAGCUAUGUUUGAUAAAUAUUUGCAAGUGAGAACAAGACAAAUCGAGACAACGACAAGCAGUGGUUAUCGUGGCGAUGACCAAAUUUGA